GCUGCACCCGCUGCCGCUGGCAAAGCCGCAGCGCCCGCUGCACCCGCUGCCGCCAAUGGCAAAGCCGCAGCGCCCGCUGCCGGUAAAGCAGCCGCCAAUGGCAAAGCAGCCGCGCCCGCCGGCCCGCCCAAGGAUCCCAACGAUCCCAAAGUGAAGGCCGAGGAGGCUAAGAAGGCUAAACAGGCUGAGAUCGAGCGCAAGCGUGCUGAGGUGCGCAAGCGCAUGGAGGAAGCCUCUAAGGCCAAGAAGGCCAAGAAGGGUUUCAUGACCCCAGAGAGGAAGAAGAAACUCCGGUUGUUGCUGCGCAAGAAAGCCGCUGAGGAAUUGAAGAAGGAACAGGAACGCAAGGCGGCUGAACGCAGACGCAUCAUUGAAGAACGUUGCGGCAGCCCCAGGAAUCUCAGUGAUGCCAGCGAAGAGACACUGAAAUCCCUGAUCAAGCAACACUAUGACAGGAUUAAUAAACUGGAGGACCAGAAAUAUGAUCUUGAGUAUGUUGUUAAACGCAAGGAUGUUGAGAUCAACGAUCUCAAUGCCCAAGUUAACGAUCUUCGCGGCAAAUUCGUUAAGCCAGCCCUGAAGAAGGUCUCCAAAUACGAAAACAAAUUUGCCAAGCUGCAGAAGAAGGCCGCAGAAUUCAACUUCCGCAACCAGCUGAAGGUGGUUAAGAAGAAGGAGUUCACAUUGGAGGAGGAAGAGAAGGAGAAAAAGAUUAAAGAUGCCGGUUCUCUAAAAACAACCAAAAAGUAAGAAACCCGACUGGUCCAAGGGCAAGCCCGGCGAUGCCAAGGUAAAGGAGGAGGUUGAGGCCGAAGCUUAAGUGUCCACGUCCACGUAGUGUCCACUGUACCACCCGUGACUCCCGCCCUAAACAAUAUAUAAUUCAAUACAAACAAUUAUUUCACCAAAAACAAAAGUAAAACAAUUAUCUGAUGCUAAAUACCAAAAUCAAACAAUAUACGUGUAUAUAUUUAUCUCACAAUAUAUAUUCUAUAUAUAUGUAUCUAUGCAUACAUAUGUGUAUGUAUGUGUGCAUAUGAAAUAAAGUACAGCUAAAGCUCAA
Drosophila grimshawi is the source of this 1063-nucleotide messenger RNA. RefSeq names its product troponin I (gene wupA). Gene Ontology annotation, biological process: muscle contraction. Bases 223 to 750 code for a protein of 175 amino acids. Gene Ontology annotation, cellular component: troponin complex. The record is from RefSeq and is a predicted model, not a curated record. The transcript has 8 exons. Lineage: Eukaryota; Metazoa; Arthropoda; Insecta; Diptera; Drosophilidae.